Molecule: messenger RNA, 900 nt
Organism: Cynara cardunculus var. scolymus (artichoke)
Lineage: Eukaryota; Viridiplantae; Streptophyta; Magnoliopsida; Asterales; Asteraceae
Product: remorin-like
Exons: 5
Coding region: 148-729 (193 amino acids)
Source: RefSeq, a predicted model, not a curated record
AGCCAGCUCACCUCAUUAUAUAUUAUAUAUAUUUCAACAAUCUAUAACUAUCAUACUCCUUGUCCUUUCCCAAACAACACCUGCCAUCCGUUCUGACACUUGAAUCUUAUUCAAAAUCCAAAAAUAUACCUUAAUUUCAACAAAGAUAUGGCAGUAGAAGAAGCCAAGAAGGUAGAGGUGGAACCCGAGUGCCAGCCGGAGCCACCUGUCGCCGCCGCCGAGAAGGAGGAGGAAAAAGCUCUCGUCCCAGUUGAACCUCUUGUUUCUGAAGAAAAACCCACCGAUGAUACUAAAGCCCUCAUCGUCGUUGAAAAGCCAGAAGAAGUUUGUGAUGAGAAACCUAAAGAGGGUUCUAUCAACAGAGAUGAUGUUCUUGCUAAAGUAGCAACAGAGAAGAAAGAUGCACUUAUCAAAGCAUGGGAAGAAAGUGAGAAGUCUAAGGCUGAGAACAAAGCUCAACAAAAGCUAUCUUCAAUUGAAGCUUGGGAGAUCAGCAAGAAAGCCGAACUGGAAGCCGAGUUGAAAAAGAUUGAGGAGGACCUGGAGAAGAAGAAGGCCAAGUAUAUAGAAAAGAUGAAGAACAAAAUGGCUAUCCUUCAUAAAAGAGCACAAGAAAAGAGGGCAAUCACAGAAGCUAAAUGCGGAGAAGAGCUUCUCAAGGCAGAAGAAUUGGCGGCCAAGUGUCGGGCUACUGGCGACACCCCAAAGAAACUACUCGGAUGGUUUUAAAGCUAGAUACUUGCUGGAAUUGCCAUAUAACUUUUGAAGUUGUAUUUUUUUAUUUCUUGAUGUGUGCUUAUAUCUUUAUGGUGUAUGAUUGGUUUAAUGCUUCAUUAUUUUGUGUGCAUAUUAAUGUAAUUGUGUGUGUAUAAGUUAAAUAUACUAGCAAUUGAUUAUAAA